Messenger RNA from Mus musculus (house mouse), 3436 nucleotides. It is a transcript of the gene Yae1d1, whose product is annotated as Yae1 domain containing 1. Gene Ontology annotation, cellular component: cytoplasm; nucleus. Lineage: Eukaryota; Metazoa; Chordata; Mammalia; Rodentia; Muridae. The record is from RefSeq and is marked validated. The coding region runs from base 46 to 696 and encodes 216 amino acids. The transcript has 3 exons.
UUGCCCGGGUUUCCGGCGGCUCCGGGACUCGUGGUGUUCCGGGCGAUGUCUUGGUUUCGAGCGGCUCCGGAGAACGCGAGCCCUGGAGACCAGGACGUGUUUGACGAGGAAGCGGACGAGUCUCUGUUAGCGCAGCGGGAAUGGCAGGGUCACAUGCGGAAACGAGUCCAAGAGGGUUACAGAGAUGGGCUAGAUGCCGGCAAAGCACUUACUCUUCAACGGGGCUUCAAUCAAGGGUACAAAGAGGGUGCAGACGUCAUUAUAAACUAUGGACUCCUUAGAGGAACACUGAGUGCUUUGCUUUCCUGGUGUCACCUUCAUGGUAAUAGUUCGACUCUGAUCAGUAAGAUAAGUAACCUCCUGGACACAGUUGACCAGUGUGAAGAGUGUGUGCUCAGACGUCUGAAAUCGGUUACAUCACAGCCACGAGUUACGGAUUUAUUGGACGCCAUUGAGGAUAUGGACCUUUGUCACGUAGUUCCGUCAGACCAAGCGAAAGGUGACAGUAACGCUGAGAUUAACACCGAUUCUGACAGUCCAAAUGGGAUGGGUUGUUCACAUCCAGAACAUUGUAGACCAAAAGAGCAUGCACAUUUGGAAAAACCAAGCCUCUCUUGGAUUCUGGAGCAGACAUCCAGUUUAGUGAAACAGCUGGGAGUACCGGCAGACAUAUUACAGCACCUGAGACAACUAUAAAAUUACCUCCCCAUUUCUAGUGGAAGUAAUGCUCAGUUAUUACUUAGAGCAUUGUGUUCUGGAUAAGGUAACGCUGAUUGAACGAACACUUCCCCUGUAGUUACCCUUUGUGGACGGAAUUGUUAAGGGUCUUCAGUAUUAACACUAGUAAAUGGAAUGACAUUGGUAAAUUGUUUAGUUUUAGAUACACUCAGAAAUCCUUGUCAUUUUCAAAUUUCUAAUCAAAAUCAAUCAUUUUUAGACUAGCAAAAGCCAAGCAUUUUAGAACAAGGAAAAUAAAAUCUAAUGCUGCUUUCUGCUUUUGUUGGAAUCAGGGCCUCUUCACCAGCAAGCAAGCCAGAGUUGCCAGAAGUAACCUGAAAGCUAGCAUAAAUAAGGAGAAGCAGAUCUAUAGAUAGCUAUACAUUAAAGUCAAGAGACUGUAGAAACUGACACAAUAUUUAUAUUAUUGAAUGAAUAAUAAAAAGCAAAGUACUAAAACUGACCUAUUUAUGUAUUUAUGAUUAAAGAUGUUCAAUUUCAUGAAAAAAAUUGAAAAAAAAAAACAGUUUGUGCUAAACUGUAAAGAAAUGAAACUACUUAGCAUUCUAGGUAAUGAGGACUUGGCCACAUUUUCUCAAACUGUAACAAACUAUUUCUGUCUGAACUGCAAUUUUACUUGUUAUUUACAUUGGGAUUUUUAAAAAGGGCAAAAAACAGUACUGCUUUGACAGGAACGAAAUGCAUAAUCUAGCAUAGACAGACUCACAGUCAGAUUUUUGUUCCAUGACCCAGGAUCGGGAAAGGAGUUUUUCAUCACUUUUCCCCACCUGAAGUUAAUAUACAACGCCUGACUGAGAGCCAUCCAGGUAAUUACCCCUUACUGACAGCUUCGGUUGCUGUCUAACCAGUAUUUAGCUGUGCUGAAAGAUGCAUUCCUGAGAGACUGGCUGGAGGACCUUGUAAAGGCCCCUGGUUUCAGUCCCUGCUUAAAACGCACAGAACAUUAAGAGAUUGUGUCAGCAGAAUUUGAAAUAGUGUUGUAGAUAUACUAAUUCAUGCUUCAAGUAUCAAAGUAACAUUUGAUGGCUGGGUUUUUAUUUUAAAACCUCGUGGUACUAGGGAUUGAACCUAGGACCUUUUGAACAAUUCCCAUAUUGAAAUGUCAAACCCACAGAAUAUUAAAGUCUUUCAAGUGUCAGUGUUGCUCUACAUUGUAUUUUCUAUAGACAUAACCAUCUCUAACAGUGAUAGCCACUCUUAAGAUUUGAAUGUAAUCUUGAGAUUUUUGUCUAGAUAUAACCUGAUAAGAUUCUCUAAAUGGAAAAUCCCUUGCCAUCAUUACUUGCGUAAAGUAUCAUUACACUAAAAGUCACAGAAGAUGAAGUUGGGUAUUAGCUGUGAGAGCUAGAGGGGUGGCUCAGUAGCUAAAAGCAUCUGCUGCACACCUACUAUCCACUUCAAAAUUAAAUGUGGUCCCAAGCAUACAUUAACCCCAGGGGCUUGGGGGACCUGGAAGAUUGCAGGCACUUGCUGGCUUGCCCCAGGGAGAGUUUGUAAGAUGCUGAGUGACCCUGCCCCCGAGUUAUUUCUGAUUGGUAAAUAAAGAGGCCUGCUGAGUGGAAGAGACAUAAGUGGGGUUUAGGUUUCAUGGACUUGGUGUCAGAGGAGAACCAUGAGGGGAAGAAGAGUACAAAAAGUGUGGUCCUUAGAGCUAGCCAAUUGAAGUUUAAAAUAGCCCAAAUAAAACCUCAUACAUAAUAACUCAGGGUUAUCAAUAAAUAAAUUUUAACAACAUAGAGGAUAGACAACUGCUCAGCUUUUAUACUGUUUAAGUCUUAUAAAUAUCUAAAAAAUAAAUGGUCUAAGGCAAGAUAAAUUCCUGGAGACAUAGUUUCUACAACACAGAGGUUGCUAGGGGGACCUCUGAUGCCCUCUAUCUUCUGUGUGUGCAAGCAAAGACAUAUACCCAUACACCACACACAAAAGGCUGUUGGCUUAGGGGGAGAAACUCUCUUGCUUUUUCAAAAAGUUCUAGAGUAGUUCAACCAGAAACAGUAAAGGAGAAUCUACUUGACUGUUGCCUUUUGCUUUGCUUUCUAUGCUGGGAGGCAGCCAGGUCUCAUGAAGAGGCCCUAGGUGAAUGUAGAUGGGAAGGCAAGGGUGCCCUGCAGCUGUGACCAGAGUGUCAUGGCCUGAGAUUGCAUCUGAAGUAAGUUACUUAUGGCACUGACACAUCUAGAUCUUUUUAAGCAAAUAUGGAAGGGGGGCUUUCCUGACACUUAAGUCAUUAGAACUACUAAGGCCACCAAAUUAUGAUUUGCAGAGUAAGUAGCCAGCUGAAUUAAUCUACAAGCAUCUUUAUUUGCAGCCAUGCACCACUUGCUGGGGAUAGAUUUUGAGAAAUGUAACCCCGGGGAGUUCCAUUAAACAAAUAUAAAAAUAUAUAAAGUGUUUAUGAUGUCACAAAGAGAUGGGGCCUUAUGGGACCAUAUUAUAUCUCAUUUUUGGCCAAAACAUAACUAGGUGGCACAAUGACUAUCUGCCAAAGUGCUUGCUAACUGCUUUCAUGGUAAACCCAGAUAAAGACCAAAUUGUGAUUCUCACCCUAUUCACAGUAAGGUUUUUAUUGCUUUGUGCUCUAGUCUAAGACCUAGGGGAAAUAGUUACAUGUGUGUGUGUGUCUUUAACUUAAUUUUUUUAAAUUAUUCCCAAGUUUGGCCAGUAGAUGAAAUAAACAUAUGCUGUUCAUAAACUACCA